AUGAAGUCUUCACAACCCGACAAACGUCUCUUCAACCCCACAGAUAUUCAUACGACCUUCAAAAAGAUUUCUGAUCGCGAUCUUCAUCCACUCGGACUCUCAGACGAUCCGACCCAGAAAGCGUCCGACAAUGUCCGGAGAUGUGAAAAUGAAGCGACUCCCGCACAUCUCCGAGUUCUAGCAUCUCAGUGCCAUGUCGCGCCCUACAUUGACAAGGAUAUUGCACGAACGUCGGGACUCCCCGCCAAGUCACUGAUUCAUGCUCGAUGA
Molecule: messenger RNA, 270 nt
Organism: Mycena indigotica
Lineage: Eukaryota; Fungi; Basidiomycota; Agaricomycetes; Agaricales; Mycenaceae
Product: DNA-directed RNA polymerase subunit
Exons: 4
Coding region: 1-270 (89 amino acids)
Source: RefSeq, a predicted model, not a curated record